AUGGAGGAUGACAACAACAACAACAACAACAAAUCACAGCUGAUGCUUGAUGCAUCGGCGGUUUCCUCCAUCGAUGUUGCCGGCAAGAAGCGACUAAUUCCAUCUCCAUCUCUAUCGUCUAUCCUAACAAAGAUUCACGCUGGCUACUUUAGAAUCAGCCUCUCCCUUUGCGGCCAAGCCUUGCUCUGGAAGACCUUAGGAGAGCCCACUUCCCACCCUAACGCUCUCCAGCGCCUCAUCCACAUGGUUCCCUCCGCCUCCACCAUCUUCCUCUGGUCUCUCGCUCUCUUAGUCCUCCUUAUCUUAUCACUCCUCUACCUCCUCCGCUGCUUCUUCUACUUCAAAAUGGUGAAGGCUGAGUUCCUUCACCACAUCGGUGUCAACUACCUCUUCGCUCCCUGGAUUUCAUGGCUUCUUCUUCUCCAAUCAUGUCCCUUUAUUGGUCCAAGAACAGUUUGGUAUCUCCUCCUUUGGUGGGUGUUUGUGUUUCCCGUGAUCGUCCUCGAUGUGAAGAUCUACGGUCAAUGGUUCACUAAAGGGAAGCGUUUCUUAUCUAGGGUAGCUAACCCCACUAGCCUCUUAUCUGUGAUGGGCAACCUGGCUGGAGCCCAAGCUGCGGCUCAUAUGGGUUGGAGGGAGAGUGCGGUGUGCAUGUUCACUCUAGGCAUGGCUCAUUAUCUGGUGCUCUUCGUCACUCUCUAUCAGAGAUUGUCUGAGACAGACAGCCUACCGGUGAUGUUGCGGCCGGUCUUCUUCUUGUUCUUUGCAGCGCCGAGCAUGGCGAGCUUGGCUUGGGACUCCAUCUCUGGAAACUUCGAUACCUGUUCAAAGAUGCUCUUCUUCCUCUCACUCUUCCUCUUCACGUCUUUGGUUUCAAGGCCAGCCUUAUUCAAGAAAGCCAUGAAGAGGUUCAAUGUUGCAUGGUGGGCUUACUCAUUCCCCCUCACGAUGCUGGCCCUGGCUGCCACACAGUACGCACAAGAGGUUAAAGGUGGCACGGCACAAGGGAUAAUGUAUGGGCUAUCGGGACUCUCUGUUCUCGUCUCUCUCGCAUUGAUCGUCUCCACUGCACUAAACACCAGUCUGCUCCUUCGUGACAGAGAUCCAAUUCUUAACCCUCCUACGUCUUAACCUACAAUAAUGCCACCAUGACUUCACAAGGGGAAAGCAAAGAAGCUUAGAAUUUUUCAAGAUAUAUAUCUUGUAUUCAUUUUGCUCUCAUAUAUACCUUUCUUCACCCUUGUAAUUGCAAGAAGUGGGUCAUAAAUCCUCACAUGUACGUCUAAGUGAAUGUGCAUACAACAACGUAUCCAAACUUAAGAAACGGGUAA
This is a messenger RNA of Macadamia integrifolia, 1331 nucleotides long. RefSeq names its product S-type anion channel SLAH1-like. Gene Ontology annotation, molecular function: voltage-gated monoatomic anion channel activity. Gene Ontology annotation, cellular component: membrane. Bases 1 to 1131 code for a protein of 376 amino acids. The transcript is spliced from 2 exons. Gene Ontology annotation, biological process: intracellular monoatomic ion homeostasis; transmembrane transport. The record is from RefSeq and is a predicted model, not a curated record. NCBI's taxonomy places the organism in Eukaryota, Viridiplantae, Streptophyta, Magnoliopsida, Proteales, Proteaceae.